Messenger RNA from Salarias fasciatus (jewelled blenny), 4301 nucleotides. It is a transcript of the gene vwa5b1, whose product is annotated as von Willebrand factor A domain containing 5B1. Lineage: Eukaryota; Metazoa; Chordata; Actinopteri; Blenniiformes; Blenniidae. The record is from RefSeq and is a predicted model, not a curated record. The transcript has 22 exons. The coding region runs from base 56 to 3901 and encodes 1281 amino acids.
AGAUCUGUGCUGCAUACCCAGCUGACACCAAUGAAAGAAAGUCAAAGCCAGCACCAUGCCUGGUCUCAUUAACAAGGAGAACCGGAGCGCCCUGCCGCUCAGCGUCUCUGACAUCACUUCCUGUGUCAGGGGUUACACUCUGGCUCUGACCGCAUCCAUGACUUACGAAAAUAUUGAGGAUCAUGCAAUCGAAGGGAUCUUCAUUUAUCCACUGGAGGAAAAUUCCAUCGUUGUCGGAUUCGAGGCUAUGAUAUCCAGUCAGAUCAUAACGCUGCAAAUCAAAGACAAGGCCAAGAUCGACGACUGUUAUCUGGAUUGCUGCAACACGUCAAACGGAGUGCUUCACAGCGGCAGCGGACACAUCGUGAUGGACGAAGACUUUGAGAGGACGGUGUUGGUGGUUAAUCUGGGGAUCAUCCCUCCAAUGGAGACGGUCCACAUUCUGGUGAGCACCUCCUCCGAGCUCUCCACCCUGCCCAGCGGGGGCAUCAGGGUUUCGUCGCCACGGGUUUGCACGCCGCGGGUGCAGAGGAGCAUCAACGAGGAGCAGGGCCUGUCCCCAAACUUCUCCAGAACGCGGGACAGACAAACCUAUGGCUCAAAUCUGCACGAUCAGUCGCUCAGCUCCCCUCAGCUGUGGUUGGCUUCACUGCUGGAGGUCGAGUCCAUCAACUCUAUGGACUAUGAGUUUAACUUCCAGCUUGAGAUUCGGGCUCCUUAUCUACUCGCUGGUGUGGAGAGCCCUUCUCACGCCAUCCGAGCCGACGCCGACCCUCUGGCUCGCUCCGCCACCAGCGUUGUCAUCACCCUGGCGGACAAGUACACUUACGACUACCCCGUCAACAUCCUCAUUUAUCCCAGCGAGCCGCACCUGCCCCAUGUGCUCGUGGAGAACGGCGACAUGACGCAGGAAGAGUACGACGAGUACCUGCACGGGCGCAACGAUUUCAUCAAGGCCACCAAGAAGGACUCCAGCAAUGAGAGGAAAGUAGGUGUAAUUCACCGGAGACUCCAUAAGGACAUCCUCCACAAUCCCGUGGUCAUGCUGAACUUCUGCCCUGACCUCAAAUCCGUGUGCUCCGACCUGAGGAAGGUUCACGGUGAAUUCAUAUUCCUCAUUGACCGCAGCGGCAGCAUGAGCGGGGUCAACAUCAACCGUGUGAAGGAUGCCAUGGUCGUUCUUCUGAAGAGUUUGGUGCCUGGUUGUCUUUUCAACGUGAUUGGCUUCGGAUCCACGUUCAAAUCACUGUUCUCAACCAGCCAGAACUAUGAGGAGGACGCCCUGGCCUUGGCCUGUGAGCAUGUCCGGAAGAUCAGGGCCGACAUGGGGGGCACCAACAUCCUGACCCCUCUCACCUGGAUCCUGAGGCAGCCCAUGUUCAGCGGCCACCCCCGCCUCCUCUUCCUGCUCACAGACGGCGCCGUCAGCAACACGGGAAAAGUUAUCGAGCUGGUGCGCAGCCACGCACGCUACAUCAGAUGCUUUACGUUCGGCAUCGGUCAGAGUGCCUGCCGGAGGCUGGUGCAGGGAUUGGCAACAGUUUCCAAAGGAACGGCCGAGUUUCUGGCUGACGGCGAGAGACUGCAGCCCAAGAUGAUAAAGUCCCUGAAAAAAACCAUGGCUCCGGUCCUCAGUGACAUUUCUAUCGAGUGGCUCUUUCCUGAGACCAAAGAAGUGCUGCUCUCCCCAGUGGGCAACACCUUCCUGUUUCCAGGGGACAGUCUGAUUGGUUACAGCGUGGUUUGUGACACCACCCGUUACCACGCCAACCCCAAAUCUGACAAGAGGAGGCGAUACAGCAUGAUGCGCUCCAUCGAGUCGGCCAGCUCGGUGUUUUAUCACUCCCAGGAAGAGGAUCCGGUGAAGGCAGGUGUGGACGGUCAGGGCUCCCAUAAGGAGGCCUCUUCUGAGGCACAGAGCGACUCCUGCCAGGACUCCAUGACAGACUGCAGCCCCCUCGCCACAGAGCACGACGCCAUGGGUUUAGAUAAGACAUCGCCCAGAAGACGUGCAUACAGCACCAACCAGAUAACCGAAUACAACCCGGCCAAGAAGGUCUACACUCCCAGUGACCCCAGCUCUGUGGCGCCCAAGAAUCCACUGAGGAGAGCCAAGGUCCAGGAGCUGAUCGGCCAGAUGAGCCCCGAACACGAGGCUCAGUGGAAGACCGACUACCAGCCGCAGCUGGCGAGCCUGUGCGCCGCCUCCUCCAGAGGGCGAUCGGCCAGCUGUCACCGAUCGCUCCCUCAGCAGGAGCUGCUCCUGCAGCAGGAGGCCGACCCGGACCAUCACUUCCAUCCCCAGCCGCGGGAAAACCCAGCGCCCUGCGACGCGGCGCGCAGCACUGCCGGCGACGAUGGAUCCAGAUCCACGUCCACAGAAAGCCCGUCUGUUGGCAGCGUUGGAGACACAGACGGUUACGCACACCAGCUAUGUCAAGCAGAAACCCCCCAGGAGCUUCAAACGUCAGACUCGGCCUCCAGCAAUCAGCACAGAGUCGACUGCAAGGCGGUGGUGAGCGGCCUGCUGUGCGGGAAGCCCAUGAAGUGGGAGGUGGCGUUCGACGUCGAGCCCUUUCUGAACGGCCGGGAAAAGGAGGAGAAAGUUCACGAGGAGCUCUGGAACGAGACCUUCCACCACCUGGCCGGACGCUCCAUCAUACAGGACUUCGAGCACAUGGCCGAGAAGGAGUGCGAGAUCGAGCACGGAUCUGGCAGGAAGUACCAGUUAUAUGCGAUUCACACCAGCAAAGCCUGCAAUAUUCUGAGCAAAUACACGGCGUUUGUUCCCAUUGACCUUGACACUAACGAGUAUUUGCAGACAUGUAUUGAAUACAUAAACCCCGUUGAAGGUCUGAAGAGAGGAUCGCACUCCAGGUCUCGUUCGGGGAGCAGGAAGAACAGAGGUUACUCCAUCGGACUGGGCCGCUCUCAGUCUGGCGGCAUGUCGGAGGAAGCUGAAGACGUCACGGUGCCCAACAACGGAGACGAUGGUGUUUCUCCGUGCAGCACCCCCUCCUCCUCCGGCUGGGAGAAAUGCACCUUUGCGGAGGUCUCCCAAAGGAGUCCAUCUGUGACCUCUGACCAGUCACAGAAAUCGGUGGAGAGCCUUUUUUCUGCCAGGCUGGCCCUCAGCAGGACUCGUCUUCUGACUCGAGCUGCCAAAGGCUUCAUGUGUCGAUCGCACAGCAAGUCCGGUGAUUCGCUGGGAGAGAGUGACAAUGAGAACAAAGACUACAUUCCUCUGGUUUUGUUGCAGCUGGCGUGUGGUGCGUUUCCUCUCGAUGCGGCCCUGUGCGAUGCCAUCAACGUGCCCAUGGACAAGCUGAAGUGGACGUCCCCCUUCACCAGCCACCGCACAAGCCUGGGCCACCUGUCCCACUCCGGCAGCCGCCGCGCCGACAGCGCCGACGACGGGUCCAGAUCGCCGUUCGAGACGGAAACGUGCCAUCAGGCCGCAGAGCACACCGCGAGCCCUUCUCACCAGUCCAGGAAUGCCUGGACGGACGCCGGCCCCUCCUCGUCGGCCAGUCCGUCCGCCGGGUCCGAGCCGCCGCCGCAGUCUCCGCACUCCCAGGGCGACGGCGCGCGCAGCUCCGGCUCGGGGAGCUCCGGUUCGGCGUCGCCCGGCGGCGCGCUGAAAAGGAUGCUGGAUCCAGAGAGCAUGCUGUGGGCCACAGCUGUGGCCCUGGCCUGGCUGGAGCACAGCUCCGCCAGCUAUUUCACCGAGUGGGAACUGGUCGCCGCGAAGGCCAGCAUGUGGCUGAGCGCGCAGGACAUCCCGGAGGGCCGGGACUUAGCCUCCGUCAAGGCCGCCGCCAAUCAGCUCUUCAUCAUUCUCAGACACUGGGAUGAAAACCUGCAACUGAACAUGCUGUGUUACAACCCGAACAGCGUCUGAGGCCGGGCGUCCGGGACACGCUCCUCAGUCCCAUAUGAUACUAUGCUAAGUGUGGCUGUAACUCGUCCCCGUUGAGCGGUUUGUCCUCUGGAGUCUGAUUUCGUCGUUGCCGUAGUGAAACUGUGUAUUCUCCUCUGUCGGUGUGCUGUUCCUCCAAACAUAUCACAGGCUCUUCAGCGGCAUCGUGUGUGAGCUGUUACCUCGCCGGUUGCCGUAUACAGUAGCCGGAUCCCCGCGGAUUCAUCAGCGUUAUGCCACAUGUGUGAGUUUUCCAAGGAGAAGAGUGUCACUGUUAGGAUCAGAGCAUGCUGGACCAAUGACCGUCGACAUCUGAAAAAAAAAAAAAAAAGCUAUUAAUGUCAUCAUAUUGAUGUUAUGAGUAGACUGCUGCAAAACAAUG